AUGAAACUGGGGAGUUUGAUUCCAGCGCUAAUUGCCGCCAACGUGGCCCAAGCGCUGCAUUUCUACAUUGACACGGACGAAACAAAAUGUUUCUACGAAGAAUUGCCAAAAGAUACCAUUGCCGUGGGCAAAUACGAGGCGUACGAAUGGAACUCUAAGCAAGAGGACUAUGUGCCGGCCGACAACCUGAAAAUAGAAAUCACUGUGGACGAGACGUUCGAUAACAACCACCGUGUUGUUUCGCAAAAGAACGCCCCAACUGGCCAGUUCACCUUCACCUCCUACGACUCCGGUGAGCACAAAUUCUGUUUGACCCCUAGACACACCGACUGGUCCAAGAGAGCAAGACACAGAGUCUUCUUCGACCUGGUCAUCGGUGAUGCCAAGCCACUCGUCGACUCCAAGAGAACAGGCGACAUCAACUUCCUCACCCAGAAAUCUAACGAGCUCGUCAAGAAGCUGCAAGAGAUCCGCAGAGAACAGAGUCUUUUUAGAGAAAGAGAGGCCGCUUUCAGAGACGUGUCCGAGUCCGUCAAUUACCGUACCGUCAAGUGGACCAUUCUCCAGGUGGUUGUGCUUGUCGCCACGUGCGCCUGGCAACUCACCUACCUCAAGACCUUCUUCGUCAAGCAGAAGGUGGUUUAG
Ogataea philodendri is the source of this 645-nucleotide messenger RNA. RefSeq lists its product as uncharacterized. The transcript has a single exon. The record is from RefSeq and is a predicted model, not a curated record. Lineage: Eukaryota; Fungi; Ascomycota; Pichiomycetes; Pichiales; Pichiaceae. Gene Ontology annotation, biological process: Golgi organization; endoplasmic reticulum to Golgi vesicle-mediated transport; intracellular protein transport. Gene Ontology annotation, cellular component: endoplasmic reticulum-Golgi intermediate compartment; Golgi apparatus; endoplasmic reticulum. The coding region runs from base 1 to 645 and encodes 214 amino acids.